AUGAUGAACCUCGGAAUUAGGGGCUCCCCAACGUCUGAUAUCUCCCAGCCUCGGAGAUUUAGUUUGCCCCGACCUCCAACAGGUCAGCAUCAGUCGAUACGCCUUGAGUCUGAUGAGGCUGCUUUGAAAGAAGACUUAGGUCCAAAACCCGCCCAGGAAGCCGCGACUUCGGAGGCCUCGAAAGUCGAUCAUCUUGGACUAUUGGCUCUCAAGCAGGCUAUCUCAGUCGCGUUUACUCAACGGCGAGCUAAUCUACUCCUUCAUGUGCUCUGGCAUCGCCAGUUGACAGUAUCGGCGGAAGAAGUACAAAAUGCCAUUGAAGUGAGAGUUCCCUACUACUAA
Molecule: messenger RNA, 342 nt
Organism: Protopolystoma xenopodis
Lineage: Eukaryota; Metazoa; Platyhelminthes; Monogenea; Polystomatidea; Polystomatidae
Source: the annotation of a GenBank genome assembly